Paramecium sonneborni is the source of this 990-nucleotide messenger RNA. Lineage: Eukaryota; Ciliophora; Oligohymenophorea; Peniculida; Parameciidae. The record is from the annotation of a GenBank genome assembly.
AUGCAAUCCCAAAUUAACAAAACUUCGAUCCUAGCCUAAGUUAAGAAAUGCCACAAGAACAUUUCUAAACUUAAUGAUAAAUUAGAUAUUCUUGAGACCCUUAUGAAAAAAUAAAAUUAGAAUAUUGAAAAAAAUACAGAUGUUAUCAAAUCUAGAGCAAUCAAGAAUCCUGUAGUCAUAAUUAACGAUGAAACUAGUGUUGAAGUCGUUAUCAAUGAAGACGAUCCUUAAUAACAACAAGUAGCUGAUUUAAAAUAGACUGCUCGCAAAUUAAUAUCACGAUUUUAUUUUCAUAUCAAAUAAAAAAUGAAGCGGGGUUCUAUAAAUUAAAUUUAAGCAUUAAAGUAAUUUUGUGGUAAAUAGUACAUCAAUGACCUGUAUUAGAAGCUUCACUAAGGAUUAUUGAAAUUGUAUUUUGAAAAUGAUUAAAAAUGUAAAGAAUGCCAUCAAACAAUUUUGGAUUAGUAAAUAUGCCUUAAUCAUAUCAGAAAUGAGCAUUUGACUGAUCUUAAAAUAUAUAUCUGUAUUAAAUGUAAGUUGUCUUUCUCUAAAGGAGAUUAAUUAGAUAAGCAUAUUUAAAAAGAACAUAAUUAAUAAUAAGUUGUAUUAUAAAAUCAGAGAGAACUUCAAGUUGAUGACAAUUAAUAAUAAAAAAUACAAUAAAGUUAUGGAAAUUAUGUACAACAUAAGUUUAAUUAAAAGUUGGAUUUGAAUAAGAUUGUUUAAAAUAUCUAGCCAUAACCUAUUCUUAAGAAAGUAUUAGUACCUUAUUAAAUUAAUAAUAACAGUUAAAGAUCUUCACCUGAUGAAGCUAAAUAAUGCUUGCCUGUAUUUAAUUAGGUUUAUAUACCAGUGGAAUUAUAUGCAGGAAAUUCAGAAGAGAACCAAGAAGAAAAACAAAAUAUUAGUUUCAAUACUAACAAAAAGCCAUCCAAACUUAAAAUUAAAUUCAUAUAAGUAUAAAAAAAUGAGAAAACAUAAACAAAUUGA